AGUAUAAUAAUGAAUGGACACAGUUAAAGCUGAUUUGUACAGAUUAAGAUUCAGAGUAGAUGCUGGAAGAAACUCCAGCUUCCUUUUUAAUAUGGGUUGCUUCUCUUUCUCCCCUUUUCCUUCAGUCUCCUGUUUGUAUGCCACUGGUGUACUUAACUAACCCUGUGUGAAAGUCUUUUCCAUCAUCUAGCCAAGUUGGCUUAGAUUGGUGCCGUUCCCUUGGUGACUGCAUAGCUUGAAUGAAAUCCCUUUGGCAGUAGCCUGCCUGCUGCACGGGGACAUUCAACACCUGAUACUAAUAUCUGGCAGUUGUACUUUUAUUUAUAGCAAAUCUUUUGAGCCUGCUGUGUAUUUAUACUCUGUGCUGCUUCAAAUCAGGCCCAAGUAAUCUGUUUUAACUGCUUAUGAUUUGUAAACUGCGCAAAGCAUAUCCAGAAAGAGGGAUUUUAUUGGGUUUUCUUUACAUUAUUGUGAGUUUAGCAUUCUUUAGGAAUGUGCAGUUUACUCCUAUAGCUUGUUCACUUUAUCAUGAGUAGACAUACUAAGGCAUCUUUGGAAGCUCCUGUUUUCCAAUGAAAUAAGAAUCUACAGAAUUGCUUUCAAAGCCUAUAAACUCAAUAUUUGUGCUUUUACUGGUUUUUUGACUAUUAGCAAGGUGUCCUCACUAAAUAUAUUUGAGAAAGAGAGAAAAAUUACAUUAGUAGCUUUGAGAAUUAAACAUGUUUUGUGUGGUAUGAAGAUCAAAAAGAUUGUGAGAGAGAGAACACAAAUUUUGUUUGCAAACCUCUAAAGCCUUUAUGCAGAAUGUGUAGAACAAACGUGUGUGUUCCCUGGCUGGUUAUCUGUAGUAAAAUAGACAUAGAGGAAUGCUGCAUAUAUGCGAUAAAGACUUAUCUGAAUCACAUGGUGCACUUGAAAUGCAUCAAAUCAUCACAGGAAUUAGACUUGAUCUUACACCCUCAUUUGACAAAUACAGAUUUUAAAUAUGCUUUUAUUGUGUCCUUGAUCGUUGAUGGAAGUUUUCUUAUUUACUCAGUUAUUAUGGCCUGAUUUGGAGAAAAAAAAGUUUCUUUGUUAUACUCACAAUUUCUUUCAUAUGUUUGCAUGUACCAUUUAAAACCAUUUGUAUGAUAUUAGAAUUAUUUACUUGUAAUUGCUGUAUAUCUCUAAACAACACAAAGCACUGUGUGCACCAAAUCUUUAACUUGUAGUUCAGAUAUUCACCAUCGUACUAGGUUUGGCAGUUAUUUCUGUUGUUUUGUUGCAUAUUAGCAUGCUACACUUUGUGUGUUUUGAAAAAGUAAUGUUCAGAAAUAAGGGAUUUCAGUAAUAAGGGAUUUUACACAGAACAACAGCAUACAUUUCUUUUCACUACUGUGGUGCUUGCCCAUCCCACCAACCUAGCAGAAUCUGGAGCCGUUCCAACCAAGGGUUUGUGUUGGACUUUGGUCAGGUUAGCAUCAAAGAAUAUGGUAGGCAGUCUAAGUUCCUGCUGUGUGUUACAUGUUAAAUGUGUUACAUUGAAAUCAUAAUCUGCUUAGAACUUUUUCCUAGGUCCCUGAAGGAUGUUGCUAGCAUAUUUUGGGAAAUUCAAGUUACUGGGCUUUCUCAUUUCUACUGUACCACCUCCCACCAUGGUGGGGCAACCCCAAUGGUUUAUUCAUACCUCUGACCCUUUUUGUAUACAAAGCAGUGUGUCAGUCAGUUUUUACAGAAGAGGUGGGUGUGUCAGUCAGUUUUUGCAGUCAAACAUGCUUGUAUUUAAAAGGUUCUGAUCCCUCCCUCUUCUCUAUCUUAUUCAUUCCACUCCAUCACUGUUAUCACCAGCCUUACUUACAUCGGAUUUCAAAGCCAGAAAGAACCAGUUUGCAGCAGCAAUUGCAAGGGGAAGGGUUAAGCUCCCCUCUCCUGGAACUUCAUUGCUCAUGGUAUUGAAUUUAAAUUGUAAGUCAUGGAUGAUGCUGCUUUGUCACUUGGAGCAAUUGAUGUUUCCUAUUCAUCGUCUUCAGCAGAAUGCACCGUUUCAAGGUGUAAGCACUCCAGUGAAGAAUGGGGAGAAUGCAAUUCUCGGCCUACUGUGUUCCGAUCAGCCACUUUGAAAUGGAAAGAAAACAUACUGGGCAGGAAUAGGCCUUUUGUGGGACGCUGUUGCUACAUAUGCACUCCUCAAAGCUGGGACAAGUUUUUUAAUGCUAGCAUCCCAUCUUUGGGCCUUCGUAAUGUUAUAUAUAUUAAUGAAACACAUACCCGGUACAGAGGUUGGCUUGCCAGAAGGCUCUGUUAUGUCCUGUUUGUGCAAGAACGGGAUGUACAUAAGGGUAUGUUUGCAACAAAUGUGACAGAAAAUGCAUUAAACAGUAACAGAGUGCAAGAUGCUAUUAUAGAAGAGGCUUCAGAAAUUUCUGCACUGGGUGGAUCUGGUCAGCUGGACCCUAGAAACAUCAACAAAGUCAAGAAGAAAGCUAGAAAGAUUCUUCAGGAAAUGGUAGCAAAUGUUUCACCUUUUUUGAUCAGGUUAACAGGAUGGGUGUUGCUGAAAUUAUUUAACAGCUUUUUUUGGAAUAUCCAAAUUCACAAAGGCCAAUUGGAGAUGGUGAAAGCAGCAACUGAGCUGAAUUUACCUCUUAUCUUCCUACCUGUUCAUAAAUCGCACAUUGACUACCUGCUUCUCACAUUUAUUCUCUUUUGCCAUAACAUUAAAGCGCCUUAUAUUGCAGCAGGAAAUAACCUGCAAAUUCCCAUCUUCAGCACCUUGAUUCGCAAGCUUGGAGGAUUUUUUAUACGGAGAAAGUUAGAUGAAAACUCUGAUGGCCGUAAAGAUAUUUUGUACAGAACUUUACUGUAUGUGCAUGUUCAAGAGUUGCUUCGGCAAUGUCAGUUCUUAGAGAUAUUUUUGGAGGGCACACGAUCCAGGAGUGGAAAGAUAUCUUCUGGGAGAGCUGGUCUCUUAUCAGUGGUGGUGGAUGCUUUAUGUAAAAAUGCUACUUCUGAUAUACUAAUUAUACCAGUGGGAAUAUCUUACGAUAGAAUCAUUGAAGGUCACUACAGUAGUGAACAACUGGGAAAUCCCAAGAAAAAUGAAAGCCUUUGGGGUGUGGCUAGGGGAGUCUUCCGAAUGCUGCGGAAGAAUUAUGGCUGUGUUCGAGUAGAUUUUGCACAACCAUUUUCUUUGAAAGAGUAUUUAGAUGGCCAGAGCCAGAAACCUGUUCAUGCCCCUCAUUCUUUGGAGCAAACUCUCUUACCAGCUGUAUUACCUUCAAGGCCUAAUUAUGCAGUAGAUGGUACAGAGGCUGCCCUACCUGAUCCCAUAGAAUUAUCCUGUGAGCCAUUGAGAAGACAGUUAAUAGCUAAUUUGGCAGAGCACAUCAUGUUCACUGCUAACAAGUCAUGUGCUGUGAUGUCAACACACAUUGUUGCCUGUUUGCUGCUCUACCGUCACAGGCAGGGAAUUGAUCUAUCCAAGCUGGUGGAAGACUUUUUCUCCAUGAAAGAGGAGGUCCUGGCUCGGGAUUAUGAUUUGGGAUUUUCGGGGAAUUCAGAAGAUGUUGUCAUGCAUGCUAUCCAUUUGCUGGGGAACUGUAUCACCAUCACAAAUACCAGCCGAAAUAAUGAGUUCUUCAUCGCUCCAAUCACAUCUAUUCCUGCUGUCUUUGAACUCAACUUUUACAGCAAUGGGCUACUACAUGUUUUCUUUAAAGAGGCUAUCAUUGCUUGUAGCCUCUAUGCCAUGCAAAAUAAAAGGCAGAGGAAUGGUACCAAUGGAAUUCCAUCCCACAUGAUUAGUCAGGAACAACUUGUUCGCAAAGCUGCCAGCCUAUCUUACUUGCUUUCUAAUGAAGGCAUUAUUUCAUUGCCCUGCCAACCAUUAUGUCAAGUGUGUCAUGAAGCAAUCGAACAGUUCAUACAGUAUGGAAUUCUUUUGAUAGCCGAGCAAGAUGAACAGGAGGAUAUUAGUCCUACCGUUGCAGAGCAACACUGGGAAAAGAAACUACCAGAGCCAUUGUCUUGGAGGAGUGAUGAAGAAGAUGAAGACAGUGAUUUUGGUGAAGAGCAGAGAGAUUGCUACCUAAAGGUGAGUCAGUCAGAGGAACACCAGCAAUACAUCACUUUCCUGCAGAAGCUGCUGGGACCCUUACUUGAGGCAUACAGCUCUGCUGCCAUCUUCAUCCAUAAUUUCAGUGGUCCGGUUAGAGAAUCUGAAUAUCUUCAAAAAUUACACAAGUACCUAAUAAUGAGAACAGAAAAGAAUGUUGCAGUAUAUGCUGAGAGUGCCACUUACUGCCUUGCAAAAAAUGCAGUGAAAGUCUUUAAAGACAUGGGAGUGUUUAAGGAGACAAAGCAGAAGAAAGACACUAUUUUGGAACUGAGCAGCACUUUUCUACCUCAGUGUAAUCGGCAAAAACUGCUGGAAUUCAUUCUGAGCUUUGUAAUGCUGUAGAGUGCAUCUCUUGACUUCUCCCAGCAAGAAGUUGGUAGAUUGGAGAAUGUGACAUGAAGCUUCAGGGCUUUUUGCUGCUUCCAUAGUGUUUAUAGUGCCAUUUUUGGUAAGGCCUUAUCUGAUCCAAGCCACAGGAAGACAAGUGCCUUCUUAAAUACACAUUUCUGGAACUAUGAGAUCUGGUAACCCAGUAAACACUUACAACAUUUUGGAUGCAAGUGAUAAGCCAUGUUUGCUCAACAGACAAAAAAAUCUUGUUUUUACAUGAACACAUCAAGUAUUGUGUUUUUACACUGCAAUACAUUACAUUUACUUCAAGACUAAUGACUGUGACAAAUGUACAAACAUAUUUACCAGCAACCUGUUAUUUUAAUACUGCAGUUCUGAAUAACAAAAAAUAAUAUGGAAUAAUAUGCAAACUGCAAACACGAUGUCUAUAGACAAACUCAUUGUAUGAGUUCUUAAAACAUGACAACUCAGCCUGUGAAUAAGUAUGCAGUGUGGGUUGUUCAUGGAACAACCCAUGAUACACCCAACAGAUUAUCAGGCUUAGUGUGGGUUAUUCUCCCAUUCUGUCCCCCCACUCCUCCAGUCAGUAUCUCAGGGUCCUUGUGGCGGAACCCAUCUUCUCUCUGUUUCAGUCAUGAGCACAUUUUCAAUUGCUGCUAUUUGCAUAUUUGGUUCCUAUUCUGGAGUCCUGUGCUGUCAUCAGUGACAGCUGCACUUCGGAGUCACCAUUGCUGGCUUGUUGCUCAUUAUUAAUUAUCAAUCUGUACCUUGAAAAGCAAAUUGGUGAAGAAUUUUUUGCUGAAAGAGGAUGGCAAGUAAAUCUUUCCUUUAGCGGUGUGAUUUUCUGGUUUUUAAUUAUUGCUCUGACAGUGCCCUCCAUUUUUUCCAUAGAACACUCCAGGUGCUCCAGAGGAAAGAUCUAUAUCCCAUCCCCUUAUGGUGGUCUCUAACUUUUGACAGCUGUCAGAUGAUUUUCUUUUCUUUAAAAAUGUGUAAGGCAAAUUGGUACAUUAUUUUUAUGGGGGUAGGAGGUAUUGCAAAUUUAUGGAUGUGUUUUUUCUCCCCCCCCCCCAAAUAUGUUAUGCGAGUGCAAAUUAAUCUAUAUAGAGUCUUGUCCUACUGCAUUUUGACAGCAGAGAAUUGCCAGGUCGUUGGCCCAGCAAUACUAAAUAUUUUAGACAGCUUUAAGGACACCCUUGUACAGGGAUGAAAAAAAAAGUUUAAAAACCAAUUCAUCUCGACUGGGCACAUUUCUGAUACCCAGUUGCCUCACAAAGAGGCCAUUGAAUGAGCCACUGAAGGGGCGCUUGCGCAUCAGUGGAGUGGUAUUCACUGGCUGUGGCACAAGGGGCUUUUGCUACUCUUGCUGAGCAGCUAAUUUAUGGCGUCUUGCAACCUGUGAUGGGAUCAGGCUCCCAGGUUUGGAUGACACCACAGUUCAUUGUAGGUUCAACAGUUCCUAGAACAAGGUGUGGGUUGUCCCGUGGCUUUAUUUCCUCCAAACAAGCAGCUCUUUAGGAAGUGAUUUGGGUUCAGACAAGAUAGCAACUUGCCAUGGGUAGUUGUCCCCAGUUCGGUUGCCAUGUUGGAUCAACCCAGUCAUAUUGCAAUGAUGUGAUUUUUAGGAGAAUGGAAUGCUAUGGGAGGAAAGAGCAUGUAUGAUUUUGUUCUAUGGAUUAUUACGGCAGACACUAACAAUGAUCAAAUAAAAAGUCUAUCAUUAAGGAUGAGCUGACUAGCAACCAGUGAUCCAUACAUAAGACAGUUACAGUGGCAGGAUGAUGGUAUGAAGAUCAACUGGUCUUUCUACAUAAUAGGAAUGGUGAACUAGUGUAUCAGUGUAUUAAGCAGCUGAACCUUUUUCAUUUAGCUCUAAAACAGCUAAUAUUCUGAUUUGUCUCUGAACAAGAACGUUGAAUCUGUUUGUUGCCUGCUUGCGUUUUGUUCUCUAAAAUGAUUGUAACUUAAUGUCACAACAUUGAAAUGUUACGUAAGGUGAUUAAUCCAUUAUAACAUUGAAUAAUUUUUGAUGGAAAGUGAUUGUAAUUGCAUUGAAGGCAAUGAUAACUCUGAGAGAGGAUUAAAUGAGAUAUGCAGUUUUACAUACUAGAUAUUGGCUAAAGCAAUAAGCAUGGCAUCAGUUAUACAGAGAGAAAACUUCUUGCCUUAUCAGUUGAAGAAAUAUUUCCACUGCAGUGUUAACAAUACUCUCAGCACCUUCUUCCUUCUAUUCAGUUGAAGCCUGGGAAACAAUUUGAUUAUGAAUAUACAUUUUAGUUUUGGGCUAAUUUUUAAAAGCAUUCUCAUGUGAUAAUAGCAUUGUGCAUUCACUCCAGUGCAGAGCUUCUGUACAGUUUUAGUCUGCCUGUUUACUCCGCAUUGGUUGUAGUAAUAUUUUCUACAGAUACAUUUUAUGGAUUAAAACACUUAAUAAAUUGCAAUAUUUUGUCAGUGUUCUCACACAGCUCCCCAUGAGUGGAACUGCUGUGCAUGUCUACAGUCACUAAACAGGUGCUUAACAUUUUGAGAUGAAUUUCUGAACCAAAGUUGCAUCAAAUCAGUGACAGCAGCGGGCAGUUAAACCUGAACUGAUGAGGUUGUUCUUUUACUAUUUUCAAGCAAGAUAGUAGCUGAUGUGAAUUCUAUUUGUUCUAAUACAACCUACUAGUUUCUUCGAGCAAUUACUUCUCAUCCUUGCUAAUGUGCACUAUUUGUUAAAACUGAAUGUAUACUCUGAAUAGCAAUUUCUGAAUAUUGCUGAUGGCUUCCAUUUAAGGUCAGAUAAGUAGGCAUUUGUAAAUAAAUAACUUCUCUUUUAUCACACUACAGUACACAUUAAGUAAGCUAAGCAAUAUAAUGGGGAUGAUAUUUGCCUAAUUUUAAUUAAAAUGUUCUGUCUAACUUAAAAGAAAUGGAAAUCUAGGGAUUCAAAAGCAAUUUCUAGAUAUUAAUAAGAGUAAGUUAUUACACUGUUAAAAUGUUGUUCUUGGGGGUACGGUGGUGUCCAUUUGAAUUGAUGAUAAUAUGUAUGGUAUAAUUAGCUUCUGGAUGUGCAGGGAUGCUUUUCAGUGUAGAUUUCAUAAGCAGAGAGACUUUGCAUGUGCAGAUAUGUCAAGCUGUGAAUGUUGUGCAGAAACAGACCUUGUGACAUGGAUGUGAAUAAUAUGCCCAGUGUUGCAUGGGGUGUGGCUUUGCUUUUCCACAAACGUACAAAGCUUUUUACUGCAAAGUUACUAAAUAGACUGCUUCCUUUCUGGGGGUUAUUUUUAAACCUUCAUUUUUCUGUUGCUAAGGCAAGUUCUAGUUUCCAGUAUUUAAUUAUGAUGACUUAUAUUAAUUCUGCAUCUAGAACAGCCUGCACCAACCCUCCAGGGGGUUUGACCUACGGUUCCUACCAGCUUCUGCCAAUGUGUCCAAUGGUCAAGGAGGAUAGAAGUUGUUCUGACUGUAAACAUCUAGAGGACACCAGGUUGGGAAAGGCUAACCUAGAAUAUUAAAAUAUAUAUUUACAUUUAUUUACUUAAUGUAACCAACUUACGAAAAUACAGAUUUACAUCUACAAGUUAAUAGAAAGAACAUUCCACUUACAUCUUCAAAUGUUACUUGUUGAUUUGUGUAGUAUUUUGUUCUCUUUUAGAGAAUGGAUAAUGUUAGCUUUCCAUAUGAUUGAUUUCCUAAGGAUAUGUAACUAUUCUGUUACAAUAUUAACUUUCUUCUAUAACUUAACUUUCCUUUCCUUUCCUCUGUGACACCAGAUUUUUAAACCAAUCUCUUUGCCUGUUAUUUUGCAUACAGUAUAUACAAUAUUUCCCAUAUGCAAAACACACACACAAACAUGAUGUUUUCGACAGUGAAGGGCUGGAGGCUGAUUGCAAAAUACUGUAACUGCUCCAUAUUUCUACUUGUGAAACCAGCAUGGUCUUGAAAAAUGUUUGAGCACACUACUUUUUCCAUUUUAACAUCUCGUUAUGUACCUCCUGUAAGAAGCACAGGGCUACAUAUUAAUUUUAUUUUAAUAAACAAUUUGAAAAUGC
Varanus komodoensis (Komodo dragon) is the source of this 8481-nucleotide messenger RNA. RefSeq names its product glycerol-3-phosphate acyltransferase, mitochondrial (gene GPAM). Gene Ontology annotation, cellular component: mitochondrial membrane; plasma membrane. The transcript has 21 exons. Gene Ontology annotation, biological process: phospholipid biosynthetic process. Lineage: Eukaryota; Metazoa; Chordata; Lepidosauria; Squamata; Varanidae. The record is from RefSeq and is a predicted model, not a curated record. The coding region runs from base 1952 to 4438 and encodes 828 amino acids. Gene Ontology annotation, molecular function: glycerol-3-phosphate O-acyltransferase activity.